GCCUGCGUUGUUUUAAUUUAUAAAAGUAAAUUUCAAUAAACAGAUUAUAACUACAAAUGGCAUUAAAAGCGACUACGUGUAAAGAAGCGAUAGCUCGAUGGGAGAAGGAGAAAGGAGAGAACUCGGCAGAUGCCAAAAUUAUUGAGCUGCAGUUCCAGUGGCCGCCCAUAGAGAAGAUGGAUGGAGCUCUCUCUACACUGGUGGCCUGCGAGAAAUUAAGUCUGUCAUCAAAUAUGAUCGACAAAAUAGCUGGUAUUGCUGGAAUGAGAAACCUCAAAAUUCUUUCCGUCGGAAGAAAUUAUAUCAAGUCUUUGGCUGGAGUGGAAACUGUAGCGGAAACUCUUGAAGAAUUGUGGAUAAGCUACAAUCCCAUUGACAAAUUAAAAGGAGUUGGAUCUCUAAAAAAUUUAAAAGUUCUCUACAUGACCAACAAUAUGAUCAAAGAGUGGGUCGAGUUCAAUCGAUUGCAGGAGUGUCCGAAUCUGAGAGAUUUGGUCUUCAUCGGGAAUCCGAUUUGCGACAGUCAGCCAGACGUGGAGACAUGGCGCAAUCAGGCUACAUCUCGUCUCCCACAAAUAACUAAGUUAGAUGGGAUACCUAUCAUUAGGGAUUAACAUUAAUUAUGAUUAGAAAACCAUUAAUGAUUAUGAAAUAGAUAUCUUUAUUUUUAUUGAAUAAAAAUUUAUUGAAUAUUUAGAUAUUUUUUUCUAGGACAAGGACUCACCCUUCACUUGUAUUAGUCGAAGCGUAUUGUUAGUUGAGAUUUGCUUUUCCUGAUAAAUGGAGUACACAUUUUUUUCUUCCAUUGUUUCUAUUCAGAACCAACGAUAACUUCAGGUCCAUAGAGAUAGUAGAUGUUUUAAGUCUAGAAGACUUAUUGUCAUACACUUUAACUACAAGACAUUAUUAUAUUGCCCUUCCGUUGCUGUCCCAGAA
Messenger RNA from Trichoplusia ni (cabbage looper), 936 nucleotides. RefSeq names its product dynein light chain 1, axonemal-like. Bases 57 to 614 code for a protein of 185 amino acids. The record is from RefSeq and is a predicted model, not a curated record. Gene Ontology annotation, molecular function: protein kinase binding. Gene Ontology annotation, cellular component: cytoplasm. Lineage: Eukaryota; Metazoa; Arthropoda; Insecta; Lepidoptera; Noctuidae. The transcript is spliced from 4 exons.